GCCCCAUCGCGACCAAGCGCAAAUACUUGACAACUGCUGCACGCCCCACUGCUGUGGCAGUUACUCUCCAUAAUGUCCCGGUUUCGCAACCGAGACCGGUCCAACAGACAAGGACGUGGUCAGAUCGAGCAUAAUGUGCUCGAGGGGCUUCCAAUCAACCAGUACAGAGAGAUCGAAGUCACGGUCGGACCCAAUGCUGCAGACAGCAAGCCCGUGGACGUCAACGCGUGGCCCGAACUACACAUGCCACGGGAUUCUCACAUGUUACCGGAGCACUCACAGCAACUACUUCGCGCUGCACGCUCUGGACGCACCAUCCAACCUCCAGCUCCGCCUGAAGAUGAUGACAAUGAGCUGAAAGACGAGGAGCCAGAGCACAAGCAAGUGUCGAUAGGAUUCACCAUCAAGAAGUAUGUAAAAGUCGCGCGACACAACGAAGCGCCGGAACCGGAGUACCUUGCAAAGAGGCGCAAAGGUUUGCCAUCACAGUACUUGAAUGGUCAGGUUCAAGCGCCGCUCAGGGAGACCAAAGUCAAGAAGCUUGACGCCGAAGGCAAUGUUGCAGUAUAUAAGGUCCUGGCACCAGAAGGACAGGUAGUAGAGGGUGAAGUCGCACCUACCGAUGCUGCUAUUGAGGUCGCACCAGUCAUUGCGGCGCCUGGCACUGUCGUCGAAGGAGUUGGCGUUGUGAACGCAGAAGGCAUAGUGGUCGCAAACGACAUCCUACAGCAAACACCGCCAAGGAGAAGACCGCCUCCGCCUAAGAAGAAGAAGACGAAGCACAUCCCACGACCUGGGCCAGGGAGAGGCCGAAAGAAGGUCGACUUCGUUGAUGGUGCAGAAAGGCAAGGCACUCCAGCACCCGGCGGUGAUGGUGUCAUGCCUGCCAUCCGCGAAUUGAAAGAGGGCGAGGGAGGAUCUGUGGAGCCAUCUGACCGCGACACGCCCAUGGGUGAAGCUGGAGAGGACGAUGAGUCUGGAGAGGAAGGCUCAGAAGAUGAGGAACAGGAGCACGACCAGGAUGACGGAACUCCAGUGACACCUUCGAAGGCAUCAGCACCGGCACCUGCACCUACGAGCGCCCCAGUCGUGGAGAUGACCGAUGCUCCUAAUGUUGUCGCCCCUACAGAGUCAGCAAUUGUCAUAGAAGAGGCUAUGAUCAUUCCACUCGAGACUUUGCAAUCUCCUGUAGAGGCAGCUCAACCGGCGUUGAUAUCGGCACCUGAGCCUGCAGAGGCUGCAGAACUGACUACUGCUCAAGAUCGAUCCAGCUCACCAGAACUUCCAUUGUCCGCAGCCAACCACAGCAGGCAAAACUCAACAAGUCAAGUGCCCACUUCAGCUACCGCGAUCGAACUGAUCGCAUCGGAGACAGCACCAGCAGAGCCGAUAUCAGCAGACCCAGCAUCAUCGAAGUCAGUCCCAACUGGAUUAGUUGCGUCUGAACCAAUUACAGCUCCCGUCCCAUCUACAGAGACCGAGUCCGUACCUGCGAGCGUAGACAUCCUAGCAGGCGAACCCACCGACGAAUCGGUGUCCGUACCAGCACCAGAACCUGCAGCAGUGCCUUCUCAUGAACAGUCUUCUGCAGAGCCAGCAGGAAACACACCAGAUCUGCUGGGCAGCUUAGAGGCGGAGCUAGACAAAGAGUAGGACUCCUUCAUAGUGGCUUGAAGGUGAUUGAGGAUGUUCGCAGUUCUUUGCGGGUCCUGCGUCUUAGCAUGAGAACGCAGAGGAUGGCCGUCAAUCUGGGAUGGGGCAGCUCCUGUAAACCUCAGGAGAAGUCAAUGCAUCAAUUCUGGUAUGAAGAUCGAGCACCUACCAGCAAAUGAGCGAAGAAAUCUCUUUCACGCGGAUGGUUGGAGCAUUGGAUGCAUCGCGUAGCUUCAAGCAGAUAGAACUAUCGAUACCGUUACACUUGGCUGGGAC
Messenger RNA from Didymella exigua CBS 183.55, 1929 nucleotides. RefSeq lists its product as uncharacterized. The record is from RefSeq and is a predicted model, not a curated record. NCBI's taxonomy places the organism in Eukaryota, Fungi, Ascomycota, Dothideomycetes, Pleosporales, Didymellaceae. Bases 73 to 1653 code for a protein of 526 amino acids. The transcript is spliced from 2 exons.